Lepidothrix coronata (blue-crowned manakin) is the source of this 2749-nucleotide messenger RNA. RefSeq lists its product as uncharacterized. The record is from RefSeq and is a predicted model, not a curated record. Gene Ontology annotation, cellular component: cytoplasm. Bases 575 to 2677 code for a protein of 700 amino acids. NCBI's taxonomy places the organism in Eukaryota, Metazoa, Chordata, Aves, Passeriformes, Pipridae. The transcript is spliced from 14 exons.
CUGGGGGAGGCCCCACGGCACAUGGCAGGUUGUCACAGGGCUCUUUGUGACACAUGAUGACAGUACUGGUGGUGAGGUGGCCAUGCCUCAGUGCUCCUCGGAGCAUGCGACACGACAGACGGGACAGAGUGGUGCUGUGUGGAGCCCCCACGCAGCCAACUCUUUCCCUGCUGAUCCAGAGCGUUUUGGAGGCUUUUCUGUGCUGCAAGCGUCCUUGAGGCCAGACCGUGGGACUUGGUGACACGGAGCUUUUGUGAGGUGUCCCCAAUCCCUGCGGCAGCUGCCCUCGAGGCCGAACUGCAGGACUUGCUAACCCCUAGCAUUUGCUAGACUUUUCUGUCUUUCAGGUGUCUUCGAGCCCAGACUGCAGGACUUGAUAACCCAUAGCGUUUCUUAGGUUUUUCUCUCUUUCAGGUGCCCUCGAGGCCAGACCACAGGGAUUGGUGACCUGGAAAUUUUCUGGAGUCUCCAAUCCCUGCGGUAGGUGGCCUCGAGGGCAGCCUGCCGGACUUGGUGACCCGGAGAUCUUCCGAGGUUUCUCUCUCUUGCAGGUGCCCUCCAGGCCAGCUGUGGGAUGGCAGGAAGAUGCCUGAGCCUGCUCAGGCCCUUUCGGAUGAAGAAGAAGAAGAAGAAGAAGAAGGAAGGCCCUGAGACUUCCCCUGCACAGCAGCCUGAGGAGAUGGAGCAGUUGUAUCCCCUGCAGGAGGAUUCAGGCCGGCACCAGACACAGGAGCAGGACCGUGCCCGUGGUCGCUUCCGCAGAGCUGAUCAGGCCUUUCUGAAAUUCAUGGGCAUUCAGCGUAGAAAGACCAGGACCUCACCAACUGAGGUCAUGGCACAGCCUGACACCAGGCUGACCAAGCUGACGGCAAAGCCUUAUGUCGGCACUGCACCAACUGAUCGCACAAUGAAGUCUGACCCCGCAUUGAAUGAUCACACAAGAAACUCUGACACCACACCGAUUGAUCAAAGAAUGAAGUCUGACACUUCUUUGACUGACGAUAUGACAGACGCUUACAGCCCAUCGAUUGAUCGCAUGGCAAUCUCUGACAUCGUGUUGACCGAUGAUCCGACAAACUCUGACACUGCAUUGCCUGAUCUCACUGCGGAGGCCGACACUGCAACAACUGAAGGCAUCACAGACACUGACCCCACGCCCAGUGACAGAGUGAUUGAUUCUCCCAAUUGGGAUUUUUUUGAGGAGAAUGGUGACUCCAGUUCAAAGCAAGUGCCCUCAAGGCCUGACUGUGGGAUGGCAGAGAGAAGCCUAAGCCUGUGCAGGCUGUUCAGGAGGAAGAAGGAGGGCCCUGGGGCUGCUCCAGCACAGCAGCCUAAAGAGGUGGAGCAGUCCCAGCCCCUGCAGGAGAAUCCAGGCCGAGAUAGGACAGAAGAGCAGGACCCUGCUCGUGGCUGCUGGCACUUUAUAGGCCAGAUGUUUAGGGACUUCAGAGGCACGGCGAAGGCUGAUGUCAGCAACAGGCCAAAUGAGCGCAUGGCAAACACUGACAUCACACCCACUCAGAGCCUGGCUGAUGCUCCUGGUCUGGACUCUUCUGGGGAGAGAGUUGUCUCUGCAAAAGUGCAGGCCUUCAUGAAGAACAUGCAUCAGAGACUCACAGCCAACAUGUUCCCAGAGAACAGACUGUUCAUGGACAUACUGAGGCUGACUGAUACAUACCCCACUGAUGUCGCAUUGACCCUCCUGCGCUGUGCCCCAUCGUGUGACAGAGCUGCUGCAAUCAUGUGGAGGACCAUAGCCUUAACUGAAACAACAGUGGUGAGGGUGCUGCCAACGCUGCUCUGUGUGAUGGAGGACUGGCCACAGCACAGCGUGUCCACCUCCGAUGAGAACAACAAGGACAUCUUUGCCCUGGCUGCAACCAGAGUGGUUUGGGAAAUUCUCCAGAUGAUCCAGUGCCCAGAGGCAUUGAUGGAAUAUUCUCCCCGUCUCCUUGUGGAUCUGCUCUUCCAAGUCUUCAUCAGCACAGAGCAGAUGCCAGAAGAGGUUGACACCUUCUGGAGGAGAUGCUGGGAGGGACACCGCCUUGCCAGGAACCCCAACAGGUUUGCAGUGCUGACUAUGAAGACCCUGCUCUGCCGUCUGCACUUUGAAAAUAUUGUGAUGGCAAUGGAACGGAAGCGUGGCUGGGACACGCUUCUCAACUCUGACACCCACCACUAUGCAAUGGGUUUGUUGGCCAGGGAGAUGCGUCGUGCCUCGAGCCCCUUGUGUUCCCCAGUUGCCCUCUUGCCCAGCCAAGGGGCAGAGCCCCAGCCAACCCUUCCCUCUGUGUCCUGCUGCUCUCUCCAGCUGGAAAAGGACCGGAGCCGAGUGGCUGACCAUCUGCGCCAGGCCCUUCCAUACCUUGAGAGCCCACAGGAGCCCCUGCGAGAGGCAGCCAUCAAGUUCAUUGGGAUUGCCGGGAGGUACCUGAGGGGACAGAAGGAAGAGUUGCAACUCGUCAUGAAUGCCCUUCAACGCAUGACUCAUGACAGCGCUGCUGUCAAAAGCUUGGCAAUCAAAACCCUGAAAAUGCUACGCACUGCAGAGAGACCUCCUUCUUCUCUACAUUCCAGCAGCUUGAAAAUCAGCUCCAGAAUGUGCGGAAUAGAAAGGAUCCUCUGUGGGGCAGCUGCCGGAGGUCAGCGGAGAACUGAUCCUGGGAACCCUGUCUGAUGGGACCACCUGAGCCUGCAGGAAAGACCCUUCUCAUCCUGUUACCCCAGCUUGAGAAUAUGAAAUUCCUCU